Rubroshorea leprosula is the source of this 3212-nucleotide messenger RNA. NCBI's taxonomy places the organism in Eukaryota, Viridiplantae, Streptophyta, Magnoliopsida, Malvales, Dipterocarpaceae. The record is from the annotation of a GenBank genome assembly.
CAAACUAAAUAAUAGUGUUCUUUUAGUCCUCAUUCCCACCUUCCUCUCAUCUUUGCUUUAGUUAUACUUCAAUUUCUGGGUAAUUGGAUCAUCAUUUUGUGUCUUCUGCUUAAUCUUCAACAUAUCUGUGAGACUGUGACUGUACCCAUUUCAGGAAAGGUUGGAAUGGAAACUGGGUCGAGUUCAGAUUCGGUAGAUAAUGUGGAGGGACAAAGCGGAAAGAGGAGCAGGGUUGGUUCUAUGCUACCCAAGAUUGAGCCAUUUGUGCCGAGGAAAGAUCACAGUCCGAAUGAACUGAGAUCUUGGGCCAGAAAAACUGGGUUCGUUUCUGUUUACUCUGCAGAAAUCGGUACUAGUUCGAGUAACAAAUUUGAUAGUUAUGAGCUUGAUAGGGAGAGGGGUGGUUAUGAUAGGAAAGGAGGUGGAUCGUCGCCGAAGAUUGAGAUUGACCCGGUUCUGGGCCGAACUAGACCCAGUAGAGGAACGGAAAUUGAACAGGAGUUGGGUUCUGGGUCUGAGCGGGGGCAUGAUUUGAGGAGGGAUGAGGGUGAUGAGGUUUUCUGGAAUCAGAAGAGGAAAGUUGGGGAUGAGAAUGUUCCGGGAGAUAAAGUUGAUGAGAAGAAAGUUGGAAUAAAUGAGAAUGUUAAGGGAAUAGAAAAUGAGGAGGGAAUUACGAAUGGGAUUGGAAAUGGAAACGUGAAUGGGAAUGGCAAUGGAAUGCCAGCCACAAUGCCGACUGUUGAACAGAAAAAUGAGGAUGGGAAGGCUGGAAGGGAUGUGGAAAGCGGAAUGUAUCCAGGAGGAGAAGAACCUGCUCAUGGGGGUUGGACUGGACAGCCAGGAAUGAGGAUUGGGCUGAGAGAUAAUCCAGGUUUUGCACCACUUUUGUAUUAUGGCCUGCAGCAAUUUUUGUCACUGACUGGAUCACUUGUAUUCAUACCCUUGAUAAUGGUCCCAGCCAUGGGUGGAACAGACAAAGACACUGCCACAGUGGUUUCUACAGUGCUGCUAGUUUCUGGGAUUACUACAAUACUGCACUCUUACUUUGGAACUCGGCUUCCAUUAGUUCAAGGAAGCUCAUUUGUAUACUUGGCACCAGCAUUAGUUAUUACGAAUGCCCGGGAGUAUAGGAAUCUCACAGAACAUAAAUUUAGGCACAUAAUGAGGGAACUGCAAGGAGCUAUUAUCGUUGCUUCUAUAUUUCAAAGCAUCUUGGGUUUCAGUGGUCUGAUGUCUCUAUUGGUGAGAUUAAUUAAUCCAGUUGUCGUUGCACCAACUGUUGCUGCAGUAGGUUUAGCAUUCUUUAGUUAUGGUUUUCCACAAGCUGGCAGUUGUGUUGAAAUCACUAUUCCACUGAUAGUGUUGGUUCUGAUAUUUACCCUGUAUCUUCGAGGAAUAUCCGUUUUUGGGCAUCGGCUAUUUCGAAUAUAUGCAGUUCCCCUGAGUGUCAUGAUUACAUGGACAUAUGCAUUCUUUUUGACAGCUGGUGGUGCAUAUAAUUACAAAGGUUGCAGCCCUAACAUUCCCAGUUCAAACAUUUUAGUUGAUGAAUGUAGAAAACAUGCAUAUACCAUGCAGCACUGCAGGACUGAUGUUUCAAAUGCAUGGAGAACUGCUGCAUGGGUCAGAAUUCCAUACCCAUUACAGUGGGGUGUACCUAUCUUCCAUUUAAGGACGUCCAUGAUCCUGAUUAUUGUGUCACUAGUUGCAUCAGUGGAUUCGGUUGGAACAUAUCACUCCACGUCCAUGCUGGUCAAUUCAAAGCCUCCAACUCGUGGAAUUGUCAGCAGAGGAAUUGCAGUGGAAGGUUUAUGUAGCCUGUUGGCUGGGCUUUGGGGUUCAGGCACUGGUGCAACAACCUUGACAGAAAAUGUGCAUACCAUCAACAUAACAAAGGUAGCAAGCCGAAGAGCAGUGGUUUUUGGAGCACUUUUCUUGAUCCUUUGCUCAUUUGUAGGAAAAGUGGGUGCCAUCCUUGCUUCAAUACCACAGGCCUUGGCAGUUUCCAUAUUGUGCUUCAUGUGGGCUCUCAUCGUGGCUUUAGGUCUCACAAAUUUGCAAUAUGGUCAAGCAGCAAAUUUUCGAAAUGUAAUCAUAGUUGGGGUUUCGUUGUUUCUUGGGCUGUCUAUCCCUGCCUAUUUCCAACAGUACCAACCUGUCUCUGGUUUGAUGCUGCCCAGUUAUCUUGUUCCUUAUGCAGCUGCAUCUGAUGGACCUGUCCAUACAGGCAGUCAAGAACUUGAUUUCACGAUAAAUGCGCUCAUGUCAUUGAACAUGGUAGUUACUCUGUUGAUAGCAUUUGCACUGGACAACACCGUCCCAGGCAACAGGCAAGAACGAGGAGUGUACAUGUGGUCACGUGCUGAAGACAUGGCUGCUGAUCCAUCUUUGCAGGCAGAUUACUCCCUGCCCAGGAAAGUUUCCUGGUGUUUUUGUCGGGCAAGAUGUUUCGGCACAAGCGGUUAGGAGUUUGGAGUAGUUAUCUUUCUCAUGCUUCAAGUUUGUGUUGAAGGCUACUUCCAAGGUUUGACAGAAGGGUGAGCCUGGAUACAGUACAGGUCAGUUAUAGUUAAAUACAAAUUAAUUCUUUUACAACACGAAGUUCUUACACUACAGUUGGAAAUACCUAUAUACCAUCUUUGUUACCGAGCUUGAGUGUGGUUGAUUCAGAUUCAUACAUGUGUAAAACUUAGGUGCUUGGAUUGUAAUUGGAAGGCAUUGUAUUUGCAUUGUAUUUGAGAUUGUGAACACUUUUUCUUUUGAAGAUGAAGGAGGAGAAGCAAAUGAGCUUGAAGAUGAUUAAAGUCUUGUUUAAUUAAUAUAAAAAAAUUGUUAUACAAUCUAAAUUACACAAUAUUUAUCAUUGGAUGAGGGUGGAUGCCUUGAUAUUAGAGACCGUCCCCAAUCCAAUGGCCCUUCAGUGCAAAUUGAACUGCAAAAUGAGAAACUUUUGAUUAAUAUUUGUAAAGCCAAAACACAACCUGGGAGGUUCUAUCUGGAAAAUGGGGCGGAGGAAAUAUCUUGGUGCCUCAUAGGGAUCAUCUGUGUUAACCACACAGCAAACGCUUAUGAUCCUUAUCUUGCCAUUGCAUUGCCAGCCUUCUUUCUUCCUCACCCACGUUUGCCAUCUGCAACUCUGAAUUAGGCUCACAAAUUUCAAAAUUUUGGCAAUAUUAAGGAUACCAGUUUUUAAAUAAUGGAAUGGAAUGACU